Molecule: messenger RNA, 2253 nt
Organism: Adineta steineri
Lineage: Eukaryota; Metazoa; Rotifera; Eurotatoria; Adinetida; Adinetidae
Source: the annotation of a GenBank genome assembly
AUGGGAAUUUCAAAUACAAAGAAAAAACCGUGUGAAGAAAAACAAACUGAUCAAUUGAUUAUAUCAAAUGUUGCUUCACGCUGUUCUUCGUCUGUGAAUGAAGAACGAAGAGAAUCAUUUUAUUUAAUUUGGUUAGAUGAAUGUGCUAAAAACGAAUCUCUCGAAUCACUACGUACACAAGCACUUUUGCGAGAAAUCAAUCAUGAUAAUUGUUUAUUUUUUAAUCAACCUGAUCAAUUUUUUGUUCAAAUCAGAGAAUUAGAAGAAAGACAGCAACAACUUUUAGUAGUAAUAUCUGGAUCGCUUGCUGAAGAACUUCUGCCGAAAUUACGUUCUAUUGAUUCAAUACCAAUUAUAAUCAUCUUUUGUGCAAACUAUAAUCAAUAUGUCUAUUUACUUAAUAAAUAUCCAAAGGUUGUUAGGAUUUGCACUACAUAUGAAAAAUUGCAAAGUUCAAUUAGAAACGAAUUAUUAUCAUCAAAAUUUAAUUUAUUUGAAAAUCAAUUCAUCAAAUAUAUUCGACCAUUAAAUUCAAAAAAUGGAAUUGAAAAUCAUAGUGCGUAUUAUUCAUAUAUAUCAUUUAUACAGUUAUUAAAACAAAUGCCACAAACAGAACAAGCCAAAGAGAAUUACAAAGCAGAUAAGGCCAUUGAUUGGUAUGUUGCAGAGUGUUUUGUUUAUCGUUUGGUAAAUCAUGCAUUUCGUACUGAGGACAUAACAUUGUGGUAUGCAUUUCGUUACUAUGUUGUUGAUCUUUGUCAACAAAUGGAAAAGAUUCAUCAAGAACAAGCUAUUCGAAGUCUUUUAACAGUUUAUCGUGGUCAAGCUCGUAUGCCGAUAAGUCAAUUCGAACAUUUGAAAUGUAAUAUUGAUUGUUUAGUUUCAACCAAUGGAUUUUUCUCUACUUCAACUCAUCUUGACAUUGCUCGAAGUUUUGUUGAAGGUGAUACAGAUACAAACAAUUCGAAAGCUGUUCUAUUCGAAAUCACUGUCGAUGGAUUUAAUCUUCAAAACACAAUUUUUGUUGAUAUUGAUCGGUAUAUAAAUUCUUCUGAUGAAGGUGAAGGCGAAGGCGAAGGUGAAGUUUUAUUUAAUAUUGGAUCAGUCUUUUGUAUUCAAGAUGUAAUACGUCAUUCCAGUUUCGAUGUCUGGAUGAUCAAAAUGAAAGCAACUGAUGAAGGAACAGAUGAAAUUAAAAAAAAUCUUUAUGAAAAGAAAAAGGAAUUUCGACAAGAGAACAUCAAUUUAUUAUUUGGUCGUUUAUUAAUUGAGAUGAAUGAAUAUUGCAAAGCUGAAUUAUAUUUUCGAAUGUUAUUACAAGAAUUACCAAGAUCACAUCAAGAUAUUCCCUUAGCUUAUGAUUAUAUCGGCGAUUUAAAUAUGAGAUCAAGCAACUGGAAUGAAGCAUUUCAUAACUUUAAUUUGGGCUAUGAAAUAAAAAAGAAAUUCUUCUCUUCUAAUCAUUCUCUUAUUGCUGUAUCAUUAAACAAUAUUGCAAAUUAUUAUAAAGCAAUAGGAGAUUAUUCUCAAGCACUUCAAUAUUACACAAAAGCUUUACAUUGCAACAAUGAUCAACCCACUAUGGCAAGAAUUCAAGUUAAUAUUGCUGUUAUUCACGCAAAUAAUAAAAAAUAUGGUGAAGCUAUUGAUUUAUGCAUUAAAGCACGUGAAAUUCUUCAACAAAUAUAUCCUCAACCAUACGAAAAUACUAUUUAUAUUCAAGGAAUUCUAGGACACUGUCAUGCACAAAAUAAAGAAUAUUCGAUUGCUGAAGAUUACUAUGUAGCUGCAUUCAAAAUGAGUGAAAAAGUUCUAUCCAUUGGUCAUCGAUUACGAGUUAAUUGUAUUAAAGCUUUAGCUGAUCUAUACAAAGAACGAGGAAUGAAACAAAUAGCUAUAGAUCUUUGUCAAGACAACCUAUUCUUGUACAAAAAAUAUCUACCUGCACAUCAUAUUAGUAUUGCAUAUCUGUUCGUGAAACUCGGAGAAUUAUAUGAAGAUGAUGAUAUUCGAAAGAUCGCGUCACUACGACGAGCACUACGUAUUUUUGAGAGAAGUCUUUUUAUCGAAUACGUUCCAACUGCCAAUUGUUUACUAAUGAUUGCAGAAUACUACAAAAAUCAAAAUGGAUAUGAUAGUGCUUCAAAAUAUUAUAAUCGAGCUUUAAAAAUACAAGAGAAAAUUUAUCCAAACAAUCAUUCGAUAAUACUUCAAACUCAAUCUCUCAAUGCUACAGGUCAAAACCAAACCUAA